This is a messenger RNA of Magallana angulata, 2925 nucleotides long. RefSeq lists its product as uncharacterized. Gene Ontology annotation, biological process: protein deubiquitination. The transcript is spliced from 4 exons. NCBI's taxonomy places the organism in Eukaryota, Metazoa, Mollusca, Bivalvia, Ostreida, Ostreidae. Bases 178 to 2925 code for a protein of 915 amino acids. The record is from RefSeq and is a predicted model, not a curated record. Gene Ontology annotation, molecular function: cysteine-type deubiquitinase activity.
ACCUCGUGCAAAUCGACACUUCACUUGCUCACAUGUUUGGUAGUCUGAGAUAGUCAUAGAAUAUUCUACAAGAGUUACGAAGGUUGACAACGCUGGUUCAGAAGAAUUUGUGAAGACGGUGCUUUGAAUUAGCUGUAUCAUUUGUUGUAUCAAGAAGAGACCUACAUAUAAAACAUAAUGAGGUCGAAACGAGUGUCUGCUGCCCAAAGAGCAGCCAGGGAAAAAGAAAAGAGAAAGACAGCAAAGUCUGCAGCAAACACUGAACACUCACAGAGUUUGGUGGGGAACUCUUUUAAAAACCCAGAAACAGUAUGUUCCUUUACAGGAACAUUGGCCAAAACUAACAAAGUUAGUGGCCAGAGGCUUGUCAAGGCCUCUAUAAAAAACCUUGACACACAAACAAGAACUGAAACAAAAAUGAACAAAACUGAAACUACUAUACUGAACAAAACUGAAACUACUAUACUGAACAAUACAAAAACUACUGAACUGAACAAAACUGAAACUACUGAACUGAACAAAACUGAAACUACUGAACUGUACAAAACUGAAACUACUGAACUGAACAAUACUGAAACUGCUGCACUGAACAAAACUGAAACUACUGAACUGAACAAUACUGAAACUACUGAACUGAACAAAACUGAAACUAUUGAACUGAACAAUACUGAAACUGCUGAACUGAACAAUACUGAAACUACUGAGCUGAACUUUGCUGAAACUACUAAACUGAACAAUGGAACUUCUGAACUGAUCAAACAAACAAAAACAAAAGAAGUGAAAAUUAAACAAGAAACUGAAACGAAACAGAAUAAACAAACAAGAGAACUGAAAACUGAAACAAAACUGAACAAGCAAACAAAAAAACUGAAAACUAAACAAAAAACUGAAACAAAACUAAACAAACAAACGAGAGAACUGAAAACUGAACAAGAAACUGAAAGAAAACUGAACAAACGAACAAGAGAACUGAAAACUAAUCAGGUAACUGAAACACGUAUACUGAACAAAGAAACAAGAGAACAGAAAAUUAAACAAGAAACUGAUUCAAAACUUUAUAAAAAAACAAAAACUGAACAAGAAACAACUACAUGUCAACGGAAAACGAAAUGUCACACGGAAUCAAAUAGUCAUUUGAGUCUAUGCCAAGCUGAAGAGAAUGUCAAAAACAGAAAAAGAAGUCAUGUGAAUGAAGUGAAUAUUGAAAAAAAUAUCAAAAGUGAAAUCUUGAUUGAUAAAGAAAAUAAUACGAAUAAAAAUGUCAAGAAUUCAAGCAAACGUAAAAUGACUUUUGAUUCACUCAUUUGUGACAAAGAAAAGAAUGAAGAGAUUAGUAACAGACUUAAGAAAAGAUGUACUUCAUUUCCAACUGAUAUACAAAACCAAAUUGAUCGCAAGCUUCAGCAAUUAUCAGAACCAAACUAUGGAAAACGGGAAGUUAGAUUGAUUGAUGUUUUGAAAGAAAAACCGAGAACCAAAAUCCCAGCAGUCAUGAAGAAACUGAGGAAAGAUAAUGUGGAACUGUCUGUUAUUGAAAGUGAAAAAACUGAAUUUACUUUCUGUCCACUAUCAGAAGUCACAAAAGAACGGUUGCGAAAAAGAACAAACUCCAGUGUUGUUUCAAAUGAAUCGGAAGAAUCCACAGAUAUUGAACAAAUGCUCACGGUCCCUGUUAAAACCAGAUCUAUUGUAGGGGACGGAAAUUGUUUCUUUAGAGCACUGUCAUUUGCAAUCUUUGGCGAUGAAUGCCAUCAUUUUAAAAUACGAAGCAUUAUAGUGAAUCAUCUUUUAAAAAAUGAGCAAACAUUUUUGAGCUUUUUAAGAUCAGGAUACCAGUCUGUCUGCAAUUAUGUUAUGAAAAAGGGUAUGCUAAAAAAUGGUGUAUGGGCCACCGAAGUUGAAAUUAUUGCUGCAGCUCAUCUGCUACAAACGGAUAUUUUUGUGUUUGACAAUAGCGGUAAAUCAUGGGCAAGGUUUUCCGGAAAACAAGCAAACAGCAGAUUAAGUGUAGAACCUGAGGCAAUUUAUCUGAAACAUUGUUACCGAGCACAUUACGAAGUUGUUCUAUCUGUGGACGACCAAGAGGAAAACAUACCAAAGAGGUCUGCAAGCACAGUCACAAACAAUGUUCUUUCGAAAAGAGCAUUUCACAAUGUUGAGGAUGAAUCAAUAAGCAAGACAUUAGAAAGUGAACACACAUUUUCUUACGACACCACUUUGGAAGAAAUUUCUCAAUGUAGCACUGGUGAUGAAAACCGUCAAUUGGAGAGGAAAAUACUGCAUGGCAACUGUCAUCAAGGACAUCCUAGGUUCGGUGCAUCCGCCGGAAAACAAUGUGUUUUGAACAGUCUUGCUUCUUUGAUGUAUAGCAAGGUAAAGCACACACAAGACUGGAAUGUUACUGACAUGAAUGUUGUAUUGAAUACUGGAAAUGAUCUGUAUAAGUUUCUGGCAGGUAGCUCUACCAUGCACAAUGAUUAUGUAAUGAUUUCAGAAAUUCCUAGACAAAUUGAAUGUUUCAAUAAAGAAUUUACAUUCGAAUUUGCUGAUUCAUUGUUUGGUUUGAUAUAUCCUGGAAAUUUCCUGCAUGAUUCUGGUUUGCAAAGCUAUACUGUACACGAAGCAUUGAAUAUUGCUCUUGUAAACUCCGAUGGUGCUUUUGUCACAUUCAAAGGUGAAAAUCCGAUUCGUAUGAGUCUACCUUUAAAAGUUUUGGAAAAGAAAUCAGAUGCAGAUGAAGAAAUUUGGAUGUCAAGCCUCACUGAGAAGUACAUUGCAAGACCCGUCUCUAAUGAAUUUGAUAGUAUGUGCUUAGCUGAGUUCUGCUCUGCGUAUAGAGUUUUAGCUUCAUCGCAGGUGGAAGACAACCUUCGCAACUACAAGUUUUUAUCACAGGGGGUGCUGGAACUGGGAAAAGUCAUUUAA